AUGCCUUGCAACCCGCCGGGGCGCCUGGCGUCAUUUGCGAGGGUGAAUGCCGACAGCGCGCCAGAACUGUGGAUUGGCUGGUUCUACCACGGGCGCAAUGCGGAGUGCAGCACUGCAGACGACCAAAGGGGUCAUCUCAUGCACAACUUAGGCGUCGUCGGGAUGAUCUUCUUGUCUCAGUCUUCUGCGGCCGUCGGUCAGGGCUAUCAUGGCCUGGAACGGCAUUCUCGCACACAACCUCUCCAGCUGCGGCCUUUCAUGUCUUCUGCGGCCACUGCUGCGGCCGACGGAGAACGCGCGCACCCGCGGAGCGUGCCAGCCAUCCGCCACCCCAAUCUCCUGGCCGGCUCUGGCAUCCCGCGCCCAGAUUGCAUGUGCUUUUCUGGCACUUCUUCCGAGCUUCCCACAGCGGAAGCGCACGUAGAUACUGACACUGUUGUCGGCCAGAACUUCGCUUCAUAUCUGAACCUGGAUGGGGUCCGGGGCAUCGGGCGGGACACGGCUCGCUAG
Messenger RNA from Colletotrichum tamarilloi, 510 nucleotides. RefSeq lists its product as uncharacterized. The coding region runs from base 1 to 510 and encodes 169 amino acids. NCBI's taxonomy places the organism in Eukaryota, Fungi, Ascomycota, Sordariomycetes, Glomerellales, Glomerellaceae. The record is from RefSeq and is a predicted model, not a curated record. The transcript is spliced from 3 exons.